Messenger RNA from Bactrocera neohumeralis, 5289 nucleotides. Its product is annotated as mucin-2-like. The record is from RefSeq and is a predicted model, not a curated record. The coding region runs from base 352 to 5187 and encodes 1611 amino acids. NCBI's taxonomy places the organism in Eukaryota, Metazoa, Arthropoda, Insecta, Diptera, Tephritidae. The transcript is spliced from 4 exons.
CAAAAUUCAGACUUUCAAAAACACUACAAAAAAAUUUUUUUUUUAGUCAAAAACAAUUAGAUUAUUAAACCAUUUAGUUUCUUGUAAAAUUUCCGUUAAAACUCAACACAAAAUCCACCAGUUUGCUGUUUUACCAAUCGAAUAGCUUCCGACAACUUUGGAGCCAGCCUUUCGGCACGAAAUAUAUUUUUGGCCUACAGGACUCUUAUUUGUUUAUUUUUUAGCAUUGAAUAUAUGAAGCGCCCAGUUUCUGCGCACACAGAACAAUGAGUUGCUUCUGUUUUUAGUGGCCCGAAUGAAGCACAAACAACGCCAACAUAUUUCGAAAAUCGAAGAACACAGUUCAAUAGCAUGCAUGAAAUUAAUGAGGAUCGCGUGCGUGGUUGCCGACCGGCAAGACAAUGUGGUCCCAGACGCGGUUUGGACGCAGCCACGCCUAGGUUUCCGCCAUCGCCACGCCAAUAUGAGGCACACGAGUUUGGCUUAUGCGAAGACGAGCAAUUCCAACAUCCGCGUAUGUUCGAAAAUCUUAACUUUGAAACGAAUGCUGGUGCCUUUGAAGCGAUGCGUGCGGCGAACGCUAGGCCAGCAUAUCAACAGCAACCGCAAUUCAAUAUCUGUGAUCUGCCAUCAGAACAGCUGGAUGAUUUUUCAAGCCCCGAGUUUAGUGAAGCUUAUGACGAGGACGCAUGCAAUGUUUGUCCGCAACAGCAAAAAACGCCUGAUAUUUGCGAUAUAUCCGCGCCGGACUUUUGCGACAUAUCAGAUGCUUCACCGUGGCCGGCUCAAACGCCGCCAAGGCGUGUGCAGUCACCCAGAAGACAGCAACAGAGAACUCCUGAUUUAUGCGAUAUAUCCGCGCCGGACUUUUGCGACAUAUCAGAUGCUUCACCGUGGCCGGCUCAAACGCCGCCAAGGCGUGUGCAGUCACCCAGAAGACAGCAACAGAGAACUCCUGAUUUAUGCGAUACAUCCGCGCCGGACUUUGGCGACAUAUCAGCCAUUUCAACCGGCUCUCCGAGGCGUACACAAUCGCCGGUGCACCAACAGCGAAGCCGAUCAUUUCCGGAUAGUUGCUUAGAUGACGAAUCGGCUCCAAUAUGCAACAGCACAAUGUGCUCGCCGUCGCCACAAGUACAUUAUACACCUAUCGGUUUGAUGGAUACACCCGAUGUGUGUGCACCAACACCACCGGCCCCGACACCAACACCGCCACCUCAUUUUUCGCCAAUCAGACUACAACCAUCGCCUGUACAGUAUCCCAGCGAAUGCUUGGAAGAUAUUUCUGUGCCUUCAUUUGAACGCACCGUCUGCGAUAUGCCAUCGCCAGCAAGAGUGCAAAUGCCGGAGAAUUUACCUUCCGAUAUGGUUUGCGAUAUUAGUGCUCCGUCGUUCGGUUCACCGCCAACGCCGUCCAUGUCCUUUCCAAGUGAGGCAUUAGAACAAAUGACAAUGCCUUCAUUCGAGGACGCCUCAUGUGGUUCACCAUUAGAUAUGCGCUUCCUCUUGGAUUCCAGAUUGGCCGAAGAAAGCCCACCGUCAUUCGCCUCCUCACGUGCUUCCUCGCCAAAACGAUCCUUCUCCAGAAGAGACACACCUUUGCCAGCAGCGCCAUCUUCACAAGGUGUCUGCCCUUCACCGUGUGCAGUAGGCCAACAGGAACAACAAAACUAUGAGCCUACUCCGAUACGCAAACGACCACCACGUAGGUUCAAUCUUGCACAGUUAAUAUCACAACGUUCAGCAACUGCAGAAUGCUCACCCAUGAGAGCUUCGUGUCCUUCUACAGUAGGUACACCUACUCCCCCAGCGCCACAUUUUUCCUAUUAUUCUCCGACACCAGUUCGAGGUCACACUCUACCUAAGGACUUGCCAAGUGAAUGUCUCACAGAUGUCAGCCAACCAUCAUACUACAGCAGUCCUCCUCGAACACCUGGUCGAAUGCGUCCCCUGCCUAGUAAUUUACCUAGUGAAUGUCUUGGGGAUAUUAGUGAGCCAUCAUAUGAAAGGACCCCACCCGCACGAACACCGUCUCUGCCACAUGAUCUGCCAUCCGAACUUUUAUGUGAUAUGUCCCAACCGAUGUACGACACACCACGCAGUGAACGUUUGUCCAGCAUGACAAUGCCUUCAUUUGAAGAUGCAUCUUGUGGAUCACCACUGGAUCGGCGAUUUUUGUUGGAUUCAAGAAUUAUGGACGAAAGUCAACCAUCUUUUGCUCCUUCACCUUGCAGUUUAUCGCCGUGCAGAUCUUUUUCGCCAUGUGCUCAACCAACAGCAAUAUAUCCAUCCAUUCCACAUGCACAGUCCCGAUCUGCAACUCCUCAACGAUCACAAUAUUCCCCUCGGUAUUCACCAGCACCAAGGUCUGCACGUUCAAGGAGUCCCUCGCCUGUGUGUUCUCCUACUCCACCUGCCCCGCAUUUCAGUUUGCGAUCUCCUACACCGGUGAGAUCACCAACCAGAUGCCCAAUGCCAACAGAUAUGCCAGAUGAAUGUUUGACAGAUAUAACUGAACCAGAAUAUUUUAGCAGUUAUUGCAACGCAUCGCCCCCUCAAAUGUCAUUCCCCAGUAAUAUGGGCAGUGAAUGCAUAUCUGAUAUUAGUGCUCCAUGUUUUGAGAGGACGCCACCUAUUAGGACUCCGGAAAUGCCAAAGAAUCUACCAUCAGAUAUGUUAUGUGACAUAAGCUCACCAAAGUAUCAAUCGCCAGGUAGUGAGCAUUUAUCUUAUGAAUCAAUGCCAUCUUUUGCGGACACUUCGUGUGGAUCACCAUUAGAUCGAAGAUUCCUUUUAGAUCCCCGUUUGGCUGAUGAAUCCAUGCCUACAAUGGUUUCUUCUAGAUCACCAUCACUUUCACAUGGAAACCAGUAUUCAUCAAGUGUAAAAGACGAAUCGAGCUUUGACAAAACAUAUUGCGAAAUUAUUCAGCGUUUCAAUUCAUUAAAGUCUAAACUUGAUACACCUCCGGCUGGCACAUCUGGUCAUUCAGCACAACCUAGUUUGGACAAUGGCGGGCUGCCACCAGGUGAAUGUGUUCGAGAAACAGUUAUAGAACGAACGGAAAACGAGAAUGGACAACUUGAAAGCACCACCCAGCACAUUGUUGUCACAGUUGAUCCAUGCGGGUCCAUACAAACACACACUAAAGAGAUUAAGACUAAAUUUCCCACUAGUUCACCUACUAGGUUAGCCCCUCCUUCCGCGGAUUCCGGUAUACUCACCCAAAGCCCAAGGCCAGCAGCACAAAUAGAAAAUUUGCGUGACUCCAUACGUAGACGUUUAAGUUUCGAUCUAUCCGACAUGCCAUGUGACAACCUAGCCGAUAUCACUCCACCAUGCGCCGAUGACUUACCGUCUAUGUCCGCAGAAAAUAUUCUGCAACAUUUAUCAAGCAUUCCUGAAGAACAACUAUCAAGAGUUUCAGCACCAUCUUAUCGAACUCCACCGGUUCCAUCUCUUUCAUAUCCAAGUGAAAUGUUGGAUGAAAUGUCCAUCCCAUCUUUCCAGAAUGCAUCAUGCGGUUCACCGCUUGAUCGGCGAUUCCUACUGGAUCCUAGACUAGCAGACGAGAGCCCACCAUUAUUUGCAUCAUCCUACGUCUCAUCACCAACCUCACCUUAUCGUUCCGGACAUUCAACAGCGCAAACGCCGCAUUUACGCAGCCGAGACCAAACAUCAUUUCAAGCAUUCACUCCUCAACGUCCAACGCACAAAAUGCAACCAGAGUUUGGUACUAUUAAAUCACCAGAACGAUUCCAACCGCUUUCAUCAACUUUAAGAGAAGCACAAUCGCCCUCAAUGCACACUCCACCAGCGCCCCACUUUUCACUGCGUUCACCUACACCAAUUGGUCCGCCACCGGGAAGAAGUUACCCAACAAAUUUACCUCACGAGCAAUUAGCUGACAUAAGUGAGCCAACUUUCCUCAGCAGUACACCAAUAACUUCCCCACGAAGAUUCUCCCUACCAAGAAACAUGCCGAGUGAACGGCUUGACGAUAUGAGCCAACCAUCUUACCAGAGAACUCCACCUCCGCAAACACCGCGCACACCAACGAACUUACCCAGCGAAAUGCUUGGGAAUAUUUCUGCACCUUCUUAUCAAUCACCAGCAAGUGAACAUAUUUCACAUGUCACUAUGCCCAGUUUUGCGGAUGUCUCAUAUGAAUCACCACUAGAUAGACGAUUCCUCUUAGACCCCAGAAUUGCGGAUGAAUCUAUGCCAACAUUAUUAAGAACGCCAUCCACACAACGAACACCCGUUACUAGUACACACAGACCAGGUACAAGUACACCAAGACCUGGCGCAGCUAGACGUCGUCUUUCGUAUAGUCAGCCGGACUCAACGAGAGGUAGCCCGUUCAGAGGCAGUCCCAAAAGAAGCAACUCUGAAGGUAGAGAUGGCCAAGGUCUUCGUGGCCCAGCAACUGUAGAGCAAACGCACACGACAAUUAAACAAAGCGGCACCUACGAACAACAACACAGUGUAACGCCGGGGCAUUCUGGCACGCAAGGACGCCACGAUCAAACGCCUUUAAUGGAUAGCGCCAAAGAGCAACUCAAAAUAACAACCUCAACUGUUUCUAUCUCACGUGUUUACCACGACGGACCGACUGAAACUGCAACAGGUGGCCACCAACGCAGGAGAAGUAUGUCACUGCCUAGUGAAAAUCUCGGCGAUAUUUCAAUGCCCGCCAGUCCACCUUCAAUGGGUAUGUCGACAACAAAUCGUUUACAACAACGAAAUAUGUCACCAAUGAGCCAAAUGCUCAAUGACGUUUCCAUGCCGCCAAGUCCACCAUCAAUGUCAAUGACACGAACUGGGCGCUCAACACCACGUCGAAAUCGACGAAGAUCUGUUCAAGAUGUCAAUGAUAUAUCGCCCAUUUCUUUUGCAUCUACAAUGCCCUCCACCGAUAGAUCUGGAUCGACUACGGGUGGUGGAAGAACGAGCGGCAAAUAUACAUCAACAUCAUCAAGAGGUUUCUCUGGUUUAGCGAAUUACGCGCCUUUCUGCGAACAGAUUCGUUCGCGUAAUAAUUCCAAUGCAUGUGAUCCCUGUGACCCUUGCUGCCCCACUGUUCAAGAUGUAGAUACUUGUGCUGAUUUCUCCAAUUCAGAUACAUGUGAUCCAUGUGCUGGUUUUCUAGAUUCUAACAGAUCUCAGAAUAAUAAAAUUUGCUAAAGAGAUAUAAUUCAAUUGGUAAAACAACACAGCAGAACUUUUCAAAUCGCAACUAUGUAAAGCACAUAAAAAUAUUCGGUACGCAAAAUUUUAUGUAAGAGU